CGGGGCGGGUGUUUGCGUACGUGUGCGGCGCGAGGACCAAUGCGUGAGCAGGCUUUGAAAUGUGUACUUGGGAUUUUGUCGCUUUUUGUUUUGGAUACUGUAUUAAGGAAGACAUCAGAUUUUUCAUUUGGAGCUUCUCCCGGACAAAAUGGCCUUCAGAGCAUGGAAAACGUGAAAAGCGAAGGAAAUGACCAUAGGAAUGAUCAUAUUAACCUGAAGGUGGCUGGUCAAGAUGGGUCAGUUGUACAGUUCAAGAUAAAGAAGCAAACACCGUUGAUUAAACUGAUGAAAGCAUACUGUGAGCGACAGGGCUUGCAGAUCAGACAGAUCAGGUUUCGCUUCGAUGGGCAGCCAAUAAAUGAAACUGAUACACCAGCUAUGCUGGAAAUGGAAGAUGAAGACACCAUUGAUGUAUUCCAGCAGCAGACGGGAGGAAUUUGCUAACCUCAAUAAUUUAAUGUAAAUAAUGUUCCACACAAUGUACAUGUUCUUUUCAACACGCUGUAUUUUUACUCUAUUUUGAACAAUCUGCAAUAUUUGGGGUGUUAAGGUGUUGGAGGGUUGUUUAAGGAGCUGUGUGCCAUCUUUGCAAUAAGUUUGCUUUUUUUUUGCAUUGUUUUACUUCUGGAAACUGAUUUUGUUUUCUUUGUAUUUUGGAUUAAUCCCAAUAAAGUUGAUCUUGUAUGUACAA
Messenger RNA from Pristis pectinata (smalltooth sawfish), 691 nucleotides. Its product is annotated as small ubiquitin-related modifier 3-like. The record is from RefSeq and is a predicted model, not a curated record. NCBI's taxonomy places the organism in Eukaryota, Metazoa, Chordata, Chondrichthyes, Rhinopristiformes, Pristidae. Gene Ontology annotation, cellular component: nucleus. The transcript is spliced from 5 exons. Gene Ontology annotation, molecular function: protein tag activity; ubiquitin-like protein ligase binding. Bases 40 to 444 code for a protein of 134 amino acids. Gene Ontology annotation, biological process: protein sumoylation.